AUGGUCUGCGCCAAGUGCCAAAAGAAGCUCCAAAAGACGGAGCUGGUCACGCCGGGCGUCAAACGCAAGACAGACAUGUACUACGGCUCGCCGUCCAGCACGCUGGGAGCCGGCGGCGACGCCAAAGCGAAGCCCACGCUGGGGAACACGGGCGUGAGCAAGAACAAGCUCCUCAGCCAGAAGGCGAAGAAUCCGUACGCGGCGUACUCGUCGUCGUGCGAGGUGUGCAAGACCAAGACUGAGCAGGGGAGGAAGUACUGCCAGCGAUGUGCGUAUCAGCGGAAUGCCUGCCCAAUGUGCGGUAAGAGUCUAAAUGCUGCGAUUGCAAACGCGCCGAAGGAUCAGCCCGUGAUCCAGACGCAGAAGUUUAAUACGAAAUGA
This is a messenger RNA of Rasamsonia emersonii CBS 393.64, 381 nucleotides long. Its product is annotated as Cript family protein. Bases 1 to 381 code for a protein of 126 amino acids. Gene Ontology annotation, biological process: cytoplasmic microtubule organization. The transcript is spliced from 2 exons. NCBI's taxonomy places the organism in Eukaryota, Fungi, Ascomycota, Eurotiomycetes, Eurotiales, Trichocomaceae. Gene Ontology annotation, molecular function: microtubule binding. The record is from RefSeq and is a predicted model, not a curated record.